This is a messenger RNA of Lecanosticta acicola, 2194 nucleotides long. NCBI's taxonomy places the organism in Eukaryota, Fungi, Ascomycota, Dothideomycetes, Mycosphaerellales, Mycosphaerellaceae. The record is from the annotation of a GenBank genome assembly.
AUGGCAGCCAUGCGGAGCUCGCAAGCUUCCCUGUUGACCCAAACAACGAGACGAUCCCUACCCAGAGCAUCACGCACCUUCUCCUCCACGGCCUUGAGGAGCAGCUACGACGACACAGUCCACAAUCUCCGGAUAGGAAAGCACACGCGUGUCAUCUACCAAGGUUUCACGGGGCGCGUAGCGACCGGAAAUGCCAAGGACAGCAUUGCGUAUGGAACCAAUGUCGUUGGAGGAGUCACUCCCGGCAAAGAAGGAGAACACAUUGGUCUUCCUCUUUUACCGGAUCUGAAGAAAGCCAAAGAGCAGCUCAAGCCGGAUGCCACUGCUGUCUUCGUCGCUGCGCAGCAAUGUGGAAAGGCGAUUGAGGAUGCCAUUGAGGCAGAGAUUCCGUUGAUUGUGGCUGUUGCGGAGCAUAUUCCUGUGCAUGAUAUUAUGAGGGUGCGUACCUAGACCUUCAAAAUGCUUCACAAUAAAUUCAUGGAGAGCGAGCUACUGACAAGCUUUGUGAAAGAUCUCGAGUAUCCUCAAGACCCAGUCAAAGUCUAGAUUAGUAGGGGCCAACGCACCCGGGAUCAUUGCACCCAUUGGCUUCUGCCGAAUCGGUUUCCAACCUCUACCCACCUUCUCUCCAGGGCACAUCGGAAUUGCUGCCAAGUCGGGCACCCUCUCCUACGAAGCAGUAGCAUCAGUCACCCGUGCUGGGCUAGGACAGAGUCUCUGCAUUGGCAUGGGAGGCGACAUCAUUGCAGGCACCAACCUCGUAGACUCACUCAAGGUCUUCGAAGCAGACCCAGAAACAGAGGGCAUCGUCCUGAUCGGCGAAGUCGGAGGCAGAGCCGAGGAAGACGCUGCACAAUGGAUCAAAGACUACCACAAGCGCGAGAAGAACCUCAAGCCAAUUGCCGCUCUUGUAGGCGGCAAGAACGCUAAGCCAGGACGAAUCAUGGGUCACGCAGGUGCUUGGGCGGCUCGCGGCGAGAACGAUUCGAAUCAGAAGUACAGCAUUCUCCAAGAAGCUGGAGCUACCAUGGUCGACCACCCUGAGAAGUUUGGUGGUGUCAUGAAGACAUUGCUCCAACAGUCUGGGAGGGAUGUCAACAAGAUCCAGGCGAACGUCCAGCAAAAGAGAGGAUAUCAUACAUGGAGGAGAAGUCCUGCCAUGGCGAGAGCCACACAGCGUCCUAGACUGAAUGCAGGUCUUGCUCAGCAACAGCAACAGCAACAAAAGAGGAGCCUCUUCAUUGCUCCUGAACUCAUUCCGGUCCCACUUUAUCCAUACCUGAGCAAGAUUCAAGGCGUUUCCCUCUCCCUGGACCAAGCACCGAAUGAUGGCUACUACCUCGGAAUCCUCGUCGACCGCACGGAACGCUGCCCAGCCAUUGUCGUAGCCCCAACCGCCGACGAAACCGCCAUCGACGCCCACGUCAAGCGUUUUCCCUACGACUGGGCCAAAGGUCCCACAGACGCCCAGAUCAACGAAGCAAUGGAAUACCUCCAGAUGGGCUCCGCCCCUCAAAACGCCAAGCAACAAGUCCACGAACUCAUCGACUCCUUCGCAAAAAUGUACAAGGAAAAGGAAGCCAUCAUCCUCACGGGCUGCGUGAGUAUCGGCGGUUCCGGCAAUUUGAAAAUCCAUCAACCGAGCAUCACGCUCAUGUUUGAUGAUUCCGCGUACCGCAGCAGCAAGCGCCAGGAAGACGUCCACCGUCUCCGCCAGAAAGACCAGGAAGACCCCGCCGAGCUCGAAGCGGAGCAGGACGGUAUCGUGUACGUCCGUCUCCCGGAUGAACAGGCCAACAUCGGCACUCUGGUCAACGGCGCCGGUCUCGCCAUGAACACCGUCGACGCCCUGCGUCUGCACGGCGGCCGAUCCACCAAUUUCCUCGACACCGGCGGCAAAGCGACCUCGGAAACCGUCAAGAAAUCCUUCGAAGUCAUCCUGCAAGAUCCCCGCGUCAAAGUCAUCUUCGUCAACAUCUUCGGCGGUCUGACGGACGGCGGCAUGAUUGCGAAUGGAAUUCUGUUGGCGUUUAAAGAGGUGGAUAUGAAGAAUGUUCCCGUGGUGGUGAGGAUACGGGGUACGAAUGAGGAAGUGGGACAGAAGACGAUUGCGGAGAGUGGGCUGGGCUUGGAUGCGUUUGACAAGUUUGAGGAUGCUGCUGCUAAGGUUAUUGAGAUUGCGAAUCGUCGGUAG